Messenger RNA from Trachymyrmex septentrionalis, 1391 nucleotides. RefSeq names its product protein phosphatase PTC7 homolog. Lineage: Eukaryota; Metazoa; Arthropoda; Insecta; Hymenoptera; Formicidae. The transcript is spliced from 5 exons. The coding region runs from base 298 to 1233 and encodes 311 amino acids. The record is from RefSeq and is a predicted model, not a curated record.
UAUGCCAGCUUCGCGUCGCAUAGUUCCUCGUCCGCGAAGAGAGAAGAGAGAGAGAGAGAGAGAGAGAGAGAAAGGAGGGGAGGGAGAAAGAGAAAGAGAGAGAAAAGAAAACGGGAGAGAAAAAGGAUGGCAAUAACAUCGAAACGACUGUGAGUCGGCGAGAUAAUUGUGAGCCGGAAAGUGAAACGGAACAAGCAAAAGGAAUGUGUGUCGUGAUGCUGUCGACUUCGUUGAUACUGAUCACACGCUGGUUCUCGUCGUCGUCAUCGUGAGUGAUACCCGUGAGUCAAAAUUGCGAUGCAAUCCAUCUACUGGACUGGACGAUUGCUAUCACGCGCACUCUGGAACGGCAUCGCGAGCUACAGCUCUGCGUGCAGUAGUGAACAACAGUCAAGCACGGCUAUCGUGAGCAGCAGGCGCCACGAGGCCUCGCUUGUCUCCGCCGUGUGCGGGUUUCCGAAGGACUUUGCCCGGAGCCGGAUACGUAGGGGCCAGUUUGGCGACGAUGCCUGGUUCACUGCUAAAUUCAGGACAACUGAAGUUAUAGGUGUGGCUGAUGGUGUGGGAGGAUGGCGACACUACGGAAUUGAUCCAGGAGAGUUUUCUAAUUUCUUAAUGAGAACAUGUGAGAGGCUAGUCUCCAUGGGUAGAUUCACACCUACAGAACCAGCUGGCUUAUUAGCACGUAGUUACUAUGAAUUGUUAGAAAAUAAACAACCAAUAUUAGGUAGCAGUACCGCGUGCGUAAUAAUUCUCAAUAAAGAAACGAGCAGCAUUUACGCAGCCAAUAUAGGAGAUAGCGGUUUUGUAGUCGUACGAAGGGGAGAAGUAGUACAUCGGUCCUCAGAGCAACAACAUUACUUCAAUACUCCUUUCCAAUUGUCAUUGCCACCUCCAGGACACUCUGAUCUAGUACUUCGCGACAGUCCAGAAUCCGCCGAUACUUCGAGUUUUGGUGUCGAGGACGGCGAUGUGAUCCUUCUGGCAACCGACGGAGUAUUUGACAAUGUGCCUGACCAGUUGCUAGUCACAGAGAUGCGUAAAAUUGAAGGCGAAAGAGAUCCAACGAAAAUACAGUGCGUCGCUAACACGAUAGCGUGGAUGGCACGUCGUUUAGCUUUUGAUGACGCCUUCAUGUCUCCGUUUGCUCAAAAUGCCCGUGAGAAUGGGAUCGAUGCAAUAGGUGGUAAACCAGACGACAUCACGGUACUUUUAGCAACAGUGGCGAUAUGAUAAAAACAAUAAGAAACAAAUGUACAAUAGAGCCCUGAUGAUCAUUGUAUUAUAGUCCAUGUCAUUGCGUAUAUGUAUUUAGUUAUACAUCAUUAUAUUAAUCCUAUUACGCUAAUCAUUUAUUAUUUAAAUCGAAAUAAAUGGUUUUAUAAAAUCAU